UCCCUCUAUCCUUCCCCAUUCUGAGCUCCAGACCUCAAGGAGCAUCUGAGGCUCAUCAGGACACUAGAGGCCUGGCAGAUGUGGAUUCCGAAGAGACAGAUCUUGGUGUAUGAUCAGAUAGGAUCUGGAUCUUUAGACCUGAGAGUAUGAGUGUUAGUCGAGCGCUGCAGCUGUCCGUUUUGCUGGUCGGACUCUGUCAGGCCCGCCGUGCCCCGCCGACAGAUGGCGGCUCCACAUCGCAGGAGGCCGGCCAGGUCCCCGUGUCCCAGCUGAGGAUGCUCUCGCUGGGGCUGGCUCACCUGCUGCACGGGGUGGAGGAGAACGCCGAGCAGCUGGAAAAACAGGGAGAGCAGGUGGCGGCAGAGCUGGACGGAGCAACCAGGAGUCUGGAGAGUCUUCGUAAGAAGAGUUUACAGGCUGGACGGACUCGCAGGCAGGUGAGGAAGGACCUGCAGAUACUGAGUGCCAGGGGGGACAGGCUGUGGAGGGUGGUCAAAGAGCUGCAGAAGGGGCUGGAGGAUCUGGAGACAGAGCAGAGAGCCAUGGAGCAACGUAUGAACCGGAUCCUCCAACGGGUGGAGAGCCUGAGCGAGCCGAGGUCAGGAGGUCGGAGUCAGCUCGACGUUAGCUCCAUGAAGGUCAUCAUGGAUAAACAGGCCAGACGCCUCGCCAGUCUGACCUCAGAGGUCUUGGCCCAGGACAGACUGAUCAACAGACGCCUGCAGCGCAUUCAACACCUGGAAAAACAGGUGUCUGACAGCGUCCCAGCAGCGCUGAUGACAGAUGAAGAUGCUGAGUCCGACUGUGUCUGAUGAGCACAGCUGCAUCAACACAGACACUCGAAAUCACUCAUGAGCAGCGAAGUCCGACAAAAUGAUCCACUCUGAUGUGUCACAGUCAACCAAGUUUAGAUAAAUACACACAUUAGAGGAACUUUCCAACACAACCUGUCAGCUCGAGAUGAAAACUAUUGUGACUACUUGUAUGAUGCGUCUCGUCCUCAACAGGAUACGUGUCUGUCUGUCUAUAAAGGGUUCAAAAAUAAACGUUCCUGUACUUGA
Messenger RNA from Lates calcarifer (barramundi perch), 1061 nucleotides. RefSeq lists its product as uncharacterized. The record is from RefSeq and is a predicted model, not a curated record. Lineage: Eukaryota; Metazoa; Chordata; Actinopteri; Centropomidae. The transcript is spliced from 4 exons. Bases 147 to 812 code for a protein of 221 amino acids.